AACCUCUGUAUUUGUCCAGGAUUAAGAAAAUGAAUUCAUUUUUGGGGUUCAUAUCAUUUGAGGAUGUUGCUCUGGACUUUACCUGGGAGGAAUGGCAGGACCUGGAAGAUGCUCAGAAGAUUCUAUACAAGGAUGUGAUGCUGGAGACCUACAGCAACCUGAUGUUUUUGGGACAAUCCAUUGCCAAACCUGCAGUGAUCUUCAAGUUGGAGCAAGGAGGAGAUCCAUGGACAUUAGAAGAACUUCCCAGCUUGAGCCUCCAAGGUUAGUCAGUGCAUAGUU
Tupaia belangeri chinensis (Chinese tree shrew) is the source of this 282-nucleotide messenger RNA. Its product is annotated as zinc finger protein 39-like. Gene Ontology annotation, biological process: regulation of DNA-templated transcription. The transcript is spliced from 3 exons. Bases 30 to 269 code for a protein of 79 amino acids. The record is from RefSeq and is a predicted model, not a curated record. NCBI's taxonomy places the organism in Eukaryota, Metazoa, Chordata, Mammalia, Scandentia, Tupaiidae.